Molecule: messenger RNA, 914 nt
Organism: Camellia sinensis
Lineage: Eukaryota; Viridiplantae; Streptophyta; Magnoliopsida; Ericales; Theaceae
Source: RefSeq, a predicted model, not a curated record
CAUUUCCUAGCUUGGAGGAAUUGGAACUUGGUGGAUUGCUAAAUGCAAGUGACUUAUGGUGCAGUGAACUUUCGACCAGGUCAUUAUGUAAAUUAAGAUUCCUCAUGGUGGAAGACUGUCACAGAUUGGUAAAAAAUGUUGUUCCAGCUCAUUUAUUAGAAAUGUCACCCAAUCUAGAAAAAGUGGAAAUAUAUAACUGUGAUUUGGUAGAAGACGUAUUCGGAUUUGGAGGCCAGCACGGAUUUCCCCUUGAAAACAUACGAAUGCUAAUUGUUAGAUGUUGUGACAAAUUGAGAAAUCUGUUCUCUCCUUCCAUUGCUAGAGGUCUCGUGCAUCUCCAAGAACUAAUAAUAGAUGAUUGCUCAAUGAUGGAAGAAGUGGUUGCAAAUGAGGAUGGCGAACAUUCAGGAGGUGGUAGGAUUUACAGUACUCUGUUCCCUCAACUGAAGCAUUUGGAACUCAGAGGUCUAUCUUCACUUGGGAGAUUUUGCCAUGUUAUUCACGACUGGGAAAUGCCAUUUUUAGAUCACAUGGCUGUCCUUAACUGUCCUAAAAUGCAGACUUUCUCUCCUGGGUUCGUGCAUGCCCCAAACCUACAGUGUGUGAAAGUGGAAGAACAAAAUUGGUGGGAUUCAAAAGGAAAACGAGUAGAGUGCAUCUGGAUAGAUGAUCUCAAUAAGACCAUACAACACCUUUUUGAGAAGCAGCAAGAAGAAGAAGAAGAAGAAGAAGAAGAAGAAGAAGAAGAUGAGGAGUAGAAGGAGGAACAAUAACAAAUAGUAAGAAGGCUUGAGGAGGUGAUCAUGGAGCUUCCUUGGACCCUUUUUGUAUAUGUCAAAACUCUCUUUGUUCAUGAAGACUUGGCUUGGCUUGGUGUCUUAUUUAUGCCAUGGCUUGUAUCAUGUUUUGAGACA